This is a messenger RNA of Macrosteles quadrilineatus (aster leafhopper), 1104 nucleotides long. RefSeq lists its product as uncharacterized. The record is from RefSeq and is a predicted model, not a curated record. Gene Ontology annotation, biological process: DNA integration. The transcript has 2 exons. Gene Ontology annotation, molecular function: nucleic acid binding. Lineage: Eukaryota; Metazoa; Arthropoda; Insecta; Hemiptera; Cicadellidae. Bases 1 to 1104 code for a protein of 367 amino acids.
AUGGAACGAUUGUACUACGAUCCCGAAGAUCCGGCAUCAUACGGUGGCGUCACACCUCUAGUGCGAGCGAUUCGUGACGGGAUUGAGAAGAAAAACAAUAACAAGGAAAAGAAGAGGAAGAAGAAGAAGACAACACGAAAAGUGGUGUUGGACUGGUUACGAACACAAGACACUUACACAUUGCACAAGCCGGUGCGUAAACGAUUCGCACGCAACCGUUACGUUGUAUUCGGUCCGGACGAAUUGUGGCAAGCAGAUUUGAAUGACAUGCGCGGUCUGAGUGCGUUCAACGACGGAAUCAAUUAUCUGUUGACGGCGAUAGACGUGUUCAGUAAAAGAUUGUACGUGGUGCCGUUGAAAACUAAGAGCGGCGCAGAAGUGGCCAACGCGUUCGAGAACAUAUUUAAAAAAAACACCGUCACACCUCCGAGAUGUCUGCAGACGGACAAGGGUACGGAAUUCACCGGCGCCAAGGUGAAACAAUUGUUCAGAAAAUACAAUGUCAGAUACGUCACGACACAGAACCCCGACGUGAAAUCGGCGGUCGUUGAACGUGUCAAUCGCACUUUGAAAUCACGCAUGUGGCGCUAUCUCACUGCACACAGAAGUUUGGGCACUGACGGUGGCAGAGGCUUACGGCCGAUAGACGUGAAGAAAGAAGAUAAGAGAAUCGUUUAUAGAGUGUGGAAGAACAUGUACAGCAGUGGCAGUGGCAGCGGCAGCGGCAUCAAGACUAAAUUGCCUAAGCGUAGAAAGGCGAAAUUCAUAGCGGGUGACACGGUGCGCAUCGCUAAGGAAAAAGGUACGUUCACCAAAGGAUACGAGACGAACUGGAGUAAAGAAGUGUUUGUCGUGGACCGCGAAUACGGCCAUCAUCCGUUGCCGUUGUACUUGUUGCGUGAUUUGAAUGGAUCACCAUUGAUCGGUCGUUUCUACGAAGAAGAAUUGCAGAAGAUCACUCUGCCACCGGACCGUCUGUACGAAAUCGAUAAAAUACUUGACACCAAAGGUGUCGGUCGCAGUAAGCGUUACCUCGUCAAGUGGAUAGGUUACGGUAACGAGUUUAACUCUUGGAUACCGGCGUCGGAAGUUAAACAAUUAUAA